Messenger RNA from Rotaria socialis, 342 nucleotides. The record is from the annotation of a GenBank genome assembly. NCBI's taxonomy places the organism in Eukaryota, Metazoa, Rotifera, Eurotatoria, Philodinida, Philodinidae.
AUGAGUUUACAAUAUCUACCGCUAUUACCAAAUGAAAUCAUGGAAUAUCUUAUUGAAUGGCGUCCAUUAUCACUUGAAGAAAAUGGCUUAUUUAAAGUUUUGGGAACUAAUCAAUCUGCACCAUCAAUUGUUUCAAACUUUAAUCAAUUUCUUGAAAACUUUGUUUCAAAAUAUGAUUAUGAUUUAUGGAAAGAUUUAAUCGAUUGUAAUUUAUUUAUCGUUGCCGGAGGAUCAAUCGUGUCAUCUUUAUUCGUUGAUCAUCAAAAAGAAAAUACGUCAGAUAUUGAUCUAUUUUUUUUAAAAGAAGAAACACAUUUAUUCAAAAAAGCUGUAGUAAGAUAA